Messenger RNA from Pleurotus ostreatus (oyster mushroom), 1314 nucleotides. It is a transcript of the gene TRM6, whose product is annotated as tRNA (adenine(58)-N(1))-methyltransferase non-catalytic subunit trm6. The record is from RefSeq and is a predicted model, not a curated record. The transcript is spliced from 11 exons. Gene Ontology annotation, biological process: tRNA methylation. NCBI's taxonomy places the organism in Eukaryota, Fungi, Basidiomycota, Agaricomycetes, Agaricales, Pleurotaceae. Bases 1 to 1314 code for a protein of 437 amino acids. Gene Ontology annotation, cellular component: tRNA (m1A) methyltransferase complex; nucleus.
AUGGCAGAAGAAGCAUCGACGCAGAAUAAGAUACGCUCAGGAGACACUGUUCUUCUCAGAAUACCGAAUGGUGAUACUCGAAGCGUAAAAGUGGAGAAGGAUUUAAUCGUUUCCAUCGGGAGGCUUGGUUCAUUUUCAUCGAAUGAACUGAUUGACCACCAUUAUGGUCUUACGUUCGAAAUUGUGGGCAAGAAUCUCGUUGUGUUGCCCCCUCAAAAUAUUCAGGAACUCGAGGAAACCGAUGCCACAAAUGAGCACAUUGUAGGGGAUGGCUCAGUGAAGCCUGUCACACCAGAGGAAAUGGCAGCAAUGAAGGAAGCUGGCGUCCAUGUUUCGGACAUCAUCAAGAAACAAAUCGACCAGCAUACGAAUUUCGAGUUAAAGACGGAGUAUAGUAAAGAUAAAUACAAGAAAAAGAAGGAGGCUAAAUACGCAAAGGUUUUCACCACCAUCCCGCCAACACUCUUCAAUGUCUGCGAGUACUGGUAUAACAAGGACCAGGGCCGCAUCCGCGAUCUCCGCAUUGACGCGCUGUCUCAGAUGCUUAACCUCGCGAAUAUCAGACCUGGCGGAAGGUAUCUCGUCGUGGAUGAUGCCUCUGGAUUGGUCGUCUCUGGUGUUCUCCAUAGGAUGGGAGGCCAAGGUCGUGUGCUCACAAUCUGCGACGUGGAAACUCCACCUGCCUAUCCAGUAAUGACCCAAAUGAACUUCCCGCCAGAAUUCAAAUCGAUCAUGGCAUCUCUCAACUGGGCGACGUGUCAGGAAGACUACACCCCAAUCAUAUCUACGUGGGAUGUCGAAGAAGAUCAAAUCAGAUCGGACAAACAGAGAAUACGGGUGAACAAGAGGAGGGCUGCAUCGGACUUCCUGCAGAGUACGCGCGAAGACCUAUUUGCUGGAGAAUUUGAAGCGCUCGUCGUAGCAAGCGAAUAUGACCCUCAGUCAAUAUUGAAACGGCUGAAUAAAUAUCUCGGUGGCUCAUGUAAUAUCGUGAUACACAGCCCAUACGCACAGAUAUUAUCCGAUCUUCAAGUCGUCAUGAGAGCUUCUGCCGAGUACCUAUCGCCAGCUUUGUCAGAGGUUUGGCUUCGACGUUAUCAGAUAUUGCCAGGUAGAACUCAUCCUAUGAUGAACAUGUCAGGCGCUGGUGGCUUUAUUCUCCACGCAACGAAGGUCUACGAUGACCCAUCUGCAGUCCCGGUCGAGGCACAUCGCCGCCUGCAGGCCAAACUUGCAACGGAAACACAAAAGAGUUCAGACAUAGUUCCGAGUCAGCAAGAGGAAGGAGAUGUUGCAAUGACGGACGCUACAUAG